AUGGCUUUCGUUCAUUUGGACGUCCUAUGCUUCUAUAGCCUACUCGUUUGCACAGCAUUUAGUUCUGUGUCUUCAAAUGCUGAGAUAAAAGAUACUGGAAAACACAGUUCUCAACAAUACUUUUUUUACAGGUAUGACGGCUUGGACCGUGCCACACAGUGUCCCGAUUACAUCAAGGUUGAUGGACAAAAUAUUGGAUGCAGGUUUCCCUAUUUGGAGGCAUCAGACUAUAAAGAUUUCUACAUCUGUGUUAAUGGAUCAUCAGACUCUCAUCCUAUCAGACCCAGCUAUUUUAUUUUUCAGCUUCAAAAUAUAGUUAAACCUUUGCCACCAGACUACCUUAGUCUCACUGUGAAGAACUCAGAGGAAGUUAACCUGAAAUGGAGCAUGCCUCAAGGGCCCAUUCCGGCAAAAUGCUUUAUUUAUGAAAUUGAAUUCACCGAAGAUGAUACAACUUGGGUGACUACCACUGUCGAAAAUGAGAUACGCAUCGCAAGAAUAUCAAAUGAAAGCCAACAAUUAUGCUUUUUGGUAAGAAGCAAAGUGAACAUCUAUUGUUCGGAUGAUGGAAUCUGGAGUGAGUGGAGUGACGAACAGUGCUGGAAAGAUGACAUAUGGAAGGAAACCUUGGUAUUUUUCUUGACACCAUUUGCUUUUGUCUCAUUGUUUGUUUUGUUAGUAACUUGUCUGCUUUUGUACAAGCAAAAAGCUGUACUGAAAACGAUCUUUCAGAGGAAAAAAGAAGUCUUUUCUCAUCAAGACACAUUCUGUUGA
This is a messenger RNA of Puma concolor (puma), 774 nucleotides long. The record is from RefSeq and is a predicted model, not a curated record. Lineage: Eukaryota; Metazoa; Chordata; Mammalia; Carnivora; Felidae.